Molecule: messenger RNA, 1794 nt
Organism: Lachancea sp. 'fantastica'
Lineage: Eukaryota; Fungi; Ascomycota; Saccharomycetes; Saccharomycetales; Saccharomycetaceae
Source: the annotation of a GenBank genome assembly
AUGAAAUAUCGAAUCGAUGAGCUCGCUUCAAAGACCAAAAUACCAAUGACAGACAGAGAUGCGAGCUUUAGAGGACGCUCUAAAAUAUCUCGGCAUGGACUAUGGGAUAGUGCAGAGAAAUCGGGAUUUUCGAAUUCUCAAAAUUCGCUUCCUGCAAGGAUUACGGGUGCUUUGAGUCAGGAACAAAUUGUUGCUUACCAAGUUAUGUUUCGCAUCCAAGAGAUUACCACCAAACUGAGGCUCAACUUGGUGAAUCCACCGGCUCGUCGCAGUCGAUCUGUAUCUCCUCCUCCUGUUUACGAUGCACGAGGGAAGAGAACAAAUACUCGAGAACAGCGCUAUAAAAGACAAUUGGAAGAUGAAAGACACCGCUUGGUGGAGAUAGCUUUGAAAAUGAUUCCACACUUUGUGGCCCCCGAUGACUAUAAGCGGCCCACGAAGUUUCAGGACAAAUAUUAUAUUCCGGUUCAAAAUUAUCCAGAGAUCAACUUUAUGGGGCUUCUUUUGGGACCUAGAGGUAACACAUUGAGGAAACUACAGGAGGAUUCUGGUUGCAAAAUAGCUAUAAGAGGACAAGGUUCGGUGAAAGAGGGUAAAAGUGCUUCUGAUCUCCCGAAGGGUGCCAUGAACUUCGAAGAACCCUUGCAUUGCAUAAUUAGUGCCGAUAGCGAAGACAAGAUUCAAAAGGGUAUCAAGGCGUGCGAGGGGGUGGUUGUAAGGGCAGUAACCUCUCCAGAAGGACAGAACGAACUCAAACGGGGGCAAUUACGAGAACUCGCUGAACUCAAUGGUACUUUGCGUGAGGAUAGCAGGCCGUGCCCCAUUUGUGGUUUACGCGGUCAUCGAAGGUUUGAGUGCCCAGAUAGAACGACUUUUUCACAACAGAUUAUCUGUCAAAAGUGCGGACAAUCUGGUCACGUCAGCAGGGACUGUACUUCUGGGCAAAUCGAAAGCUCUUCCCGGAACGACUUUACUAGUCCAGCAAUGCUAUAUCAAAGAAAUUCAGAGGUUAGCACGAAAAGAUUUCUCGCUCAGGAUGACAUGAAUGGUCAAAGAGGCUGGAAAAGACUCAACACUGGCUUUAACGAAGAUCACGACAAUUACCAAAACAGAAAUCCUCAAGCAGCAGAUAAAUGGCCCAGGCAAGGAAGAGAAUCAGUCGUGGGUGAGGCGAAUGCUCGCUCAAAUGCAGAAAAUAGAGGCCCCCCAGGUAUUGAAAGCUAUUCCUCAUCAUACCAGCCUUCAUAUAAGGACGCGCCUGCCGUUUUUGGCCAACAAGCGCUACAAGGUGCCGAUCCGCUUCAUGCAGAUAUCGCUGCGCCAACCUAUGCGCAGAUUAAUAGCCAGACUGAGGCUACAAACACCUUAAUUGCGGAAAACCAACACGCAAAGAGCGCCACAGCCGAGCCAGUGACGGGGCCUCUUGGCACUUCAAUGACUGGCCCCCCCGGUGUGUCAAUUAUGGGGCCACCUGGCGUGUCGAUGAAUGGUCCCCCGGGUACUUUAUCCAGCGCUAACAUCAAUUACAAUGCACCACCAGGCAUGGCCAGCGCGUCACCUCCCUCCAUAGGUCCUCCAGGCUUCUCCAUAGAUCCGCCACCGUUGUCUAAGAGCCCUGAACUUUCUUCGGCAUCAAUGCUGCCGCAAAACCCAAGUGGUCCCCCGGGAAUUUCAGGACUGACCAAUAUAGCUACACCCCCUGGGUUUGAAGGCUCCCCUGUUGCUCCACCGGCACCGGAAGAGAACAAAGAUAGUCGGAAGAAUAUUUCGGGCCCCCCAGGCUUAGGCCUUUAG